CUCAAAGAGGUUGUACCCGAUCACAAGCUACCCGGCUGGAGGCAGAAGAGCAUCCCCACAGCAGUCAAGACGUCUCAGAUCAGUCUACAAGGAUUCUCAAAUCUUGGUAAUACGUGUUACAUGAACGCCAUUCUCCAGUCGCUAUUCUGUCUGGAAUGCUUCACUGCAGACAUGCAGAAUCAAGACAUCAUUCCACUCAUGCAGAAAUCAAGUCUCUACUGUCAUUCUAACCCGAUCGGGUCGAUCCAGACGGCGCUGGAGCAGUUCUUCAGAGAGGAGGGUAUAGAGUAUGCCUGCGGAGAAUGUGACUGCAAGCAGGCUAUAGUCACGCAUAAGUUCACUAAGCUACCAAGGGUAAUUAUCAUUCAUCUUAAGCGCUACAAAUUUGACGCUGACGCCUUCCAGUACUCCAAGCUCCGUCGUCGCAUCCUCAUACCCAGGUACUUGUCCGUCCACUACCACUGCACCAAGGAAACCCAGAGUCCAACCUCUCUCCCAAAGUCAUUAGUCAACGGGACGUCAUCUCCAAGGCCACAACAACUCAAUGCCGAGAGAACUCAAAGGUUGUCCCUCACAGCCCCGUCGACGAGGGAAUCUAAUUGGUCCGCUUCAGUUUUACGCCCACUGCGCCCUCAAGGAAGAGGCUGAACUAUGACGACAACAGUAAACAACCAAGCCAAACCAUUCUCCUGGAAAGUAACACAGACUUAGACGGUGACAAGAACAAAAAAGUCUUAGAGAUGAGUAAUAAAAGAGUCGGAGAGAAAAAAGCGAGAAGCAGAUGAGAGGUUGCGGCUUGAGGAAGAAGAAUUGAAAAAGGAAUCCUUGAGAAGAUGACACUCUGAGAUGUGCAGGAAGAUGUGUGGGGAGGCAGCCCACCUGCAAGGC
Molecule: messenger RNA, 888 nt
Organism: Asterias rubens (European starfish)
Lineage: Eukaryota; Metazoa; Echinodermata; Asteroidea; Forcipulatida; Asteriidae
Product: ubiquitin carboxyl-terminal hydrolase 37-like
Exons: 6
Coding region: 121-648 (175 amino acids)
Biological process (GO): protein deubiquitination; G1/S transition of mitotic cell cycle
Cellular component (GO): nucleus; cytosol
Molecular function (GO): cysteine-type deubiquitinase activity; cysteine-type endopeptidase activity
Source: RefSeq, a predicted model, not a curated record